AUGGUGGGCUCGGGACCAACAAGUAAGUACAUUGCCAUCGGGGACACCAAGCACACACCCCCAGAGAUUGAGAUUUCUCCGAUCGCCUUCCCGGGUGGUCCGGAGAACCUCAUUCUCUUGGCGCGCUGCACUCACCCACCAUUCUUUUUAGCGAAGGGCCAAAUCAUCGCCCAGUUUAUUCCUAUUCCCGAAGGAGUCCCAGUGGACGACCACGCACCAUGGCCACUAAGAAAAGAUAAAUUAAAGGCGCUCAACGAACUCGUGGAGGAGCAACUUGCUAAGGGAAAUACAGUGGAAACCACAAGCCCUUGGAAUUCCCCGGUCUUUGUUAUCCGUACACCGGGAAAGGAUAAGUGGCGGCUCCUUCACGACCUUCCUGAAAUUAACAAGGUCAUUGUGGAUAUGGGACCUCUUCAACCUGGGAUGCCUACCCCAACCAUGCUCCCACAAAAUUGGAAAUUGGCUGUUAUCGACAUUAAAGAUUGCUUCUUUCAAAUUCCCCUACAUCCUGACGAUGCCCCAUGGUUUGCCUUCUCGGUGCCCACCCUUAACCGAGAAGCCCCAAUGAGGAGAUUCCACUGGCGAGUGCUGCCACAGAGAAUGAAGAAUUCGCCCAGCAUUUGCCAGUGGUAUGUCUCCUCAUUGCUGUCUCCCGUUCGCGCCAAAGUGGGGGAGGUCAUUAUCCACCAUUAUAUGAAUGAUGUCCUGGUGUGUGCCCCCCAUGACAAUCUACUGAAAUGUGCGCUUGACCUGCUGGUUGAAGUUUUAACCUCCGCAGGAUUUCAACUCCAGGAAGAGAAGGUUCAAAGGAUGCCACCCUGGAAGUAUCUGGGCCUGCAGAUCGCUUAG
Molecule: messenger RNA, 849 nt
Organism: Pseudopodoces humilis (Tibetan ground-tit)
Lineage: Eukaryota; Metazoa; Chordata; Aves; Passeriformes; Paridae
Source: RefSeq, a predicted model, not a curated record